Molecule: messenger RNA, 921 nt
Organism: Helianthus annuus (common sunflower)
Lineage: Eukaryota; Viridiplantae; Streptophyta; Magnoliopsida; Asterales; Asteraceae
Exons: 1
Coding region: 1-921 (306 amino acids)
Source: RefSeq, a predicted model, not a curated record
AUGAAUUCCGAUGGUUUCUUUUUCUUUAAGUUUGAUUCGAAGGAGGGUAUGGCCAAAGUGCUGGAAGGGGGCCCAUGGUUAAUCAGGAAAGUUCCUUUAUUCUUGAAUGUAUGGUCGCCGUCUGUUAGUUUGAAGGAGGGUAUCAAAACUGUCCCGGUGUGGGUAAAAAUGUUUAAUGUCCCUAUUUCUGUCUACACAGAUGAUGGCUUGAGUCUAUUAGCAUCCAAGAUAGGGAACCCAAAGAGACUUGAUGGCUACACGGCUGAUAUGUGUGCGUAUAGUUGGGGAAGGAGCAGUUUUGCUCGGGCAUUAAUUGAGAUAGAUGCGGAUCAUGAACUGAAAGAUCAUAUUGUUGUAGCCAUACCGAAGCUUGAUGAAGAUGGGUACAUUACUGAAAAGGUGAAAAUUGAAUAUGAAUGGCAGCCACAACGUUGUUCGAUUUGUUGUAUUUUUGGCCAUAAUGACCAGACAUGUGCCAAGAAUGUCCAAAAUAAAGAGAAACAAGUGGUUAUUGAUGAGGAUGGCUUCACUGUGGACAAGAGGAAGGUGGCUCGUGGGGGUAUGAUGCACAAGAAGCAAAAGCCAAAGCAGAAAUUCGUUUAUAGACCUAAAGUGAACAAGUUUGGGCCGAGCACAUCAGGCACGAAACAGGAUAAGGAGGAUGAUACUAGGAAUGAAAAGGUGCAAACCCAAAACCCUUUUGAUGCUUUACAUAUGGAUGAUGGGGAGGCGGAUGUCUGUAUCACGCGAAAAGUUGGUGACGGAAAGUCGAGUGGGAUAGAAAAUAAUGGAAAAGCUUCUCGAGUGGAUGAUGAGGUGGUGGAAACGGUUCCUACUGAAAUGUCUGCUUUUAUGCGAUGCGAGCGGCAAACACAAUCUGAGGGGGCAAGCACUCCCGGUCACAAUGGUGUUAAUGGAUAG